Molecule: messenger RNA, 4094 nt
Organism: Varroa destructor (honeybee mite)
Lineage: Eukaryota; Metazoa; Arthropoda; Arachnida; Mesostigmata; Varroidae
Product: 116 kDa U5 small nuclear ribonucleoprotein component
Biological process (GO): mRNA splicing, via spliceosome
Cellular component (GO): U2-type catalytic step 2 spliceosome; cytosol; U4/U6 x U5 tri-snRNP complex
Molecular function (GO): GTPase activity; GTP binding; U5 snRNA binding
Source: RefSeq, a predicted model, not a curated record
UCGGCGAGCAUAGAGGCAGUUAAUAAAGACUUAUUACGUCAUUUAACUCGCUGUCGUCGGUCGUCUACGACAACGAACGUUUGCAAUUUCCAUUGUAUUGUACAGUGACACCACCGCAGCAAAAUGACGCUGAAAGCUGAUCUAGGAACCGAGGAGGACGUAGUAAAGACGCUGUAUAGCCAGGGGCGAUGGCAAUUGCCGCUCGGCAAGCCAGGUAGGCAACAUUCGGAGCGUCAUGGAGCAAGGCGACAUUAGGAAACCAUCCUGAAGCGAAGACACGUACGGCAGUGGCAUAACUAAAGACUGUGAGAAUGCGAAAAAGCCCACAAGGCGGUGUGCCCAAAACUGCGUGUACCAUCAAUAUUUUAGAGAAUAGUGCAUGUUCAGUGUCGAGGUCGCGGUAAAUAACGACCUAAAUAAAGUUGCUGGUCAAGGACAACGGACGUUUGCACUAAAUAUUAAUGGAUACACAUACAAUUUCUUAAUAGAGGAUAAUGAAUAUUACAUACAGUGAUACGAGAACGUUGAAUCAACUAGAACUAUGUAGAACUACUUAGCUUCCCACAUGCAAAUAGCCUUUGAGCUAAGAAUAUCUAACAUGAGUAAAAAAAAACAAGCGUUUGCACUGAAUAAUCCCAAAAAACCGUUAGUGGCAAGCUACAGCAAUAAUAAAGCGCGGUAAUAUUAGAGCUUGGCGCGGGUUUUGUUUAAAUGUAUUAGCAGACGACGCGUACUUGACAAAAACAAGUCGGCACGGUGUUGUAAACACACGCAUAGUGGAAAUUUAUGUAGACCACUAGGUGAUUUACGUUUAGGAGAAGACCACAAAGUGAUUACCGGUUUGAUAAUUAAUAGCAAAGAGUCUGACGCCUUUCGUCAAUCUGCAGUGAUGGAUCAUUCAGAUUUAUACGAUGAGUUUGGCAAUUACAUUGGUCCCGACCUCGAGUCGUCGUCUGAAGAGGAGGAAGACGAACGCGAUGAGCCAGAUGAUGAUGACGACGUCGGUAAAGGAGACGCCGAUGAAGAAGUUACAGAGGAAACUAUGCAGAUUGUUCUUCACGAAGAUAAGAAAUAUUAUCCUACUGCAGUUGAGGUAUACGGCGAGGACGUAGAGACGAUUGUACAGGAGGAAGAUGCUCAACCACUUACAGAACCGAUUGUGCAGCCCAUCAAACAGAAGAAAUUCGCUCACAGCGAGCAAAAUUUGCCAGAUACAACGUACGAUCUUGAGUUUCUUGCUGACCUCAUGGACACGCCGGAGCUGAUCCGAAACGUGGCGUUGAUCGGGCAUCUGCAUCAUGGCAGGACAACAUUCGUCGAUUGCCUUAUCGAGAAGACGCACCCCCAUUUUCGAGCCAGGGAGGGUCGCAGUCUGCGCUUCACCGAUACCCUGUACACAGAACAAGAGCGUGGUGUAAGCAUUAAAAGCUCGCCUGUGUCACUUGUUUUGCAAGAUGUGAAAAGCAAGUCAUAUCUCAUGAAUUUGCUGGAUACUCCAGGCCAUGUCAACUUUUCGGAUGAGGCGACCGCAGCUCUUAGGCUGUGCGACGGCGCGGUUCUAUUUGUCGACGCGGCUGAGGGAAUUUGCUUGCAAACAGAGCAGAUACUUAAACACUGUAUCCAGGAGAAAGUUCGGGUCAUUCUAUGUAUUAACAAAAUCGAUCGGCUGAUGCUUGAACUUAAGCUGCCUCCAGCCGAUGCUUACUACAAGCUACGUAACGUUAUCGAGGAAAUCAAUGCGUUAAUCGUACUUUAUUCCGAAGAACCCGAAGAAAGGCUUCUUAAUCCAUUAUUAGGUAACGUAUGCUUCGCUUCCUCUCAAUACGACCUUUGCUUUACUUUGAAGUCGUUCGCCAAAAUGUACGCCGAUACACAUGGUGGCCUCGAAUAUAAGGAGUUUGCUCGCCGGCUUUGGGGCGACAUGUACUUCAGUGCUAAAACUCGCAAAUUCAGCCGUAAACCACCGCACGGUUCUGCCCAGCGGUCAUUUGUCGAAUUUAUACUUGAGCCGCUAUAUAAACUAUUCGCACAGGUUGUUGGCGAUGUUGAUGGUAAUCUGCCGGGUCUCCUUGAUCAGCUUGGUAUACGUCUUAGCAAGUCUGAAAUGAAGAUGAAUAUUCGGCCUCUUUUACGGAUGGUCUGCUCACGUUUUAUGGGCGACAAUUUUGCUGGUUUUGUCGACAUGCUGGUAGAACAUGUUCCGCCGCCCGAUCGCGUACUUUUACCCAGGGCCGAACAAAUUUUCUCAGGUCCAAUUAGCGUAGAGGGUCAAGACGCGCUUUUGGGCAAAUCAAUCCUCAAAUGUGACUCCAAUGGACCUCUGCUGCUUAACACCACGAAGCAGUACUCAUCGCAGGACGCUACUAGCUUCCACGUGUUUGGUCGCGUUUUCUCCGGCACACUAUAUUCAGGCCAACAGGUGCGAGUCCUGGGCGAAGGCUACUCUCAAAUGGAUGAAGAGGAUUCGCGAGUUAUGACUGUAGGUCGAUUGUGGAUUCAUGAAAGCCGUUAUCAGAUUGAGGUGAAUCGAGUGCCGGCUGGAAACUGGGUACUUAUUGAGGGCGUUGAGGCGUCAAUUGUGAAGACAUCAACAAUUGUCGACCUGAAAAUUAAAUGCCCAUUGUACAUUUUCCGACCUCUUAAGUUCCUCACAAAGAGCGUGUGUAAAAUAGCCGUGGAACCGGUGAAUCCGUCGGAAUUGCCCAAAAUGUUAGACGGCCUGCGUAAAGUAAAUAAGAGUUACCCUCUCCUAACUACUAAAGUGGAAGAAAGCGGUGAGCAUGUCAUCUUUGGAACAGGCGAGCUUUAUCUCGACUGUGUAAUGCACGAUCUUCGUAAAAUGUAUUCGGAAAUAGAUAUAAAGGUGGCUGACCCAGUAGUCGCUUUUUGCGAAACCGUCGUCGAAACAUCGUCACUGAAAUGUUUCGCCGAAACACCUAACAAGAAAAAUAAGCUUACAAUGAUUGCCGAACCUCUGGAGAAAGGCAUCGCUGAGGAUAUUGAAACUCAAGUAGUUGAAAUUGGUUGGGACCGAAAACGUCUAGGUGAAUUCUUUCAGACCAAGUAUGAUUGGGAUCUUCUAGCUGCUCGAUCUAUUUGGGCAUUCGGCCCAGAUUCUCAGGGACCGAAUAUCCUUGUAGACGACACGCUUCCUUCUGAGGUAGAUAAGACGUUGUUGUCAUCAGUACGAGACAGCGUCGUCCAAGGGUUUCAGUGGGCUGUAAGAGAAGGUCCUUUAUGUGAAGAGCCGAUUCGUAAUUGUAAAUUCAAGUUGCUUGAUGCUGUAGUGGCGCCGGAGAGUAUCCAUCGAGGUGGGGGUCAAGUUAUUCCUACCGCUAGACGAGUGGCAUACUCGGCCUUCCUCCUGGCUACUCCACGUCUCAUGGAACCAUAUUAUUACGUUGAGGUUCAUGCCCCGGCUGACUGUGUGUCAGCAGUGUACACUGUGCUGGCUCGCCGAAGAGGUCAUGUAACUCAGGAUGCCCCAAUGCCUGGAUCUCCGCUCUACUCAAUCAAGGCUUUCCUUCCGGCUAUUGAUUCAUUCGGUUUUGAGACGGAUUUAAGAACGCAUACCCAAGGCCAAGCGUUUUGUCUGUCCAUGUUCCACCAUUGGCAAAUCGUCCCUGGAGAUCCGCUUGACAAGAGUAUACAAAUACGACCCCUCGAGCCGCAACCAGCGCCCCAUCUGGCUAGAGAGUUCAUGAUGAAGACGCGCCGGCGCAAAGGCCUUUCGGAAGAUGUUUCUAUUAACAAAUUCUUUGAUGAUCCUAUGUUGCUCGAGCUCGCCAGGCAGGAUGUUAUGCUUAACUAUCCGUUAUAAAUUAGGGUCAUAUAGUAGUAGAUUCCAUUCAUUUCAACAGAUUCUCCUGUUGAUUCCGUGGGUGGAAAGUCUUGUAAAAAGUGUAACGUCUGGCCAAUCUGCGUAGCGUAAGCGGCUCCUGACAUUAUAUCACCCUACACAACAGAACUGCGCUGUAGUGGAAACUUGGACAAACUGUACUAACAAAGGACGCUGUGUAUAAUGGAAAACAAAUAUUUUUCUGUAUAUGUGUAUUAUCAUGAAACUUGUUUUUUAUUCUGUAAUCUUGGCGUUA